GUGCUACAAGCCGUCAGUAAACUGCCAAAGAGGAAGUGCAGCUUGUUUUCUUUUUCUUGGUUCCUCUGCUGUAGGAAGAUGAAAGCUGGAGGAGGAGGAGGAGACGGUAGCGGCAGCCACAGGAACAAGAGGCAAAGUUAAGGAGUCUGCCUGCUUCCAGAGCUCAGAUGGAGGCCCUUGAGUGGGACUCAAUGAACAAUGACACCCUUCCACCAACGCUGAGUCCAGCUGUGCCUCCAUAUGUUAAGCUGGGUCUGACCAUUGCUUAUACUGUCUUUUAUUCACUCCUGUUUGUGUUCAUCUAUAUCCAACUCUGGCUGGUCCUUCACUACAGGCACAAGAGAUUCAGUUAUCAAACUGUCUUUUUAUUUCUGUGCUUGCUCUGGGCUUCUCUUAGGACAGUCCUUUUUUCAUUUUACUUCAAAGACUUUAUCACUGCAAAUUCUCUCAGUCCCUUCAUCUUCUGGCUUCUUUAUUGCUUCCCAGUGUGCCUCCAGUUUUUCACCCUGACACUGAUGAAUCUUUACUUCACUCAGGUGAUUUUCAAAGCUAAAUCAAAAUACUCACCAGAACUACUUAAAUACAGGUUGCCUCUCUACCUAGCGUCAUUCUUUGUCAGUCUCCUUUUCCUGCUGGUGAAUUUAACUUGUGCAGUGCUCGUGAGAGAAGAUACUUCAGAAAGGAAAACUAUUGUAUUGGUCAGGGUUGCUAUUAAUGACACAUUGUUUGUGUUGUGCGCCAUCUCACUCUCCAUCUGUCUUUAUAAGAUAUCCAAGAUGUCCUUAGCAAAUAUUUACUUGGAAUCCAAGGGUUCAUCUGUAUGUCAGUUAACAACCAUAGGAGUGACUGUUAUACUACUUUAUACAUCAAGAGCCUGUUACAACCUGUUCAUUUUAUCACUUUCUCAAAACAAGACAGUAAAGUCUUUUGAUUAUGAUUGGUACAAUGUUUCUGAUCAGGCAAAUCUGAAAUGCCAGUUGGGGGAUGCUGGAUAUGUGGUAUUUGGAAUAAUCCUCUUUGUGUGGGAGCUUCUACCCACUUCCUUAGUUGUAUUCUUCUUCCGCGUUCGGAAUCCUACAAAAGAUCUAACAAACCCAGGAAUAGUACCAACUCACACAUUCAGUCCAAGAUCUUAUUUUUUUGACAAUCCUCGCAGAUAUGAUAGUGAUGACGACUUGGCAUGGAGCAUUUCACCACACAGCAUACAUGGCAGGUAAAAGUUUUUCUCCAGACUACUAUGACUGGGGACAUCAGCCCAACAACUUUCUAGCUCAAGUUGGAUCUCUUCAGCAUCAUUAUAUACCAGAGACUGAAUGAUCAAGCCCAAUGUAACACCAAAUCAAGGGCCAUUUCGGUUUGUUAUUCAGAAUUCUAGGACAUUGUAGUGCAUUACCAAUGGAACAUAGUUUCAGGGGUGUACUAUAACUCCUGGAAAAGUGGAGAAGGAAAAACAAACUACAGGUUUACUUUAUGAAGACACACUGUACUUCUGUUUUCAUCCCAAAAUGCCAUGUUUAGGCUGUGAUCCUGCAAAGAUUUGCACAUGUACUUAACAUUACACAUUGGAGCACUCCUAUGAAGUCAAUGAGUCUCCUUUUAUAAUAAUGAAGACUGAAUAUAAAAGUGUUUUUUCAAAAUUGUUUCUUUAGAUAAAAUGUGUUAUUGUUUUCAUCUGUUUUUAUGUUGGAAAAAUACUGCUAUAAAUUUAUAGAUUUUUUUCUUACAUUGUUACUGUUUAUAUGUAUAAAAGUAGAUUUGUUUAAAAUGCCAAUUUCACUUUAUAAAGCAUACCAUACAGUUUAACUCUUUUUGUAUUUUGGACAGUUCCUGUCAUCUCAUUUUCUGCACCCGUUCUAACUGCAUUGUCUGUUCAAAGAUGUGGUUACAGUGCCACAAGUACAGGUUUGUAUUUCUGUACAAUGACAAUUUUAGACCUCAUAUGGAAUCAAAGAUACAAAAAUAAUUGUCAAGAGGAAAGGCCAAGUACAGACUAAAUAUAAAUAAAUCUUUGCCUCCAUGGAAGAGUGCUUUGCAAAAGAAAUGGACAAGAUCUAUACAUGGGGAAGAUGUUGCCAGCUCUCUGCAGGUUUAAAGAAAAUACAAUACGCUGUGUUAUUUGGUACUGCAA
Messenger RNA from Hemicordylus capensis (graceful crag lizard), 2128 nucleotides. RefSeq names its product G protein-coupled receptor 137B (gene GPR137B). NCBI's taxonomy places the organism in Eukaryota, Metazoa, Chordata, Lepidosauria, Squamata, Cordylidae. Gene Ontology annotation, cellular component: lysosomal membrane. Bases 168 to 1217 code for a protein of 349 amino acids. The transcript is spliced from 7 exons. Gene Ontology annotation, biological process: positive regulation of TORC1 signaling; regulation of autophagy; negative regulation of osteoclast differentiation. The record is from RefSeq and is a predicted model, not a curated record.